This is a messenger RNA of Fragaria vesca subsp. vesca, 774 nucleotides long. RefSeq lists its product as uncharacterized. The record is from RefSeq and is a predicted model, not a curated record. Bases 184 to 501 code for a protein of 105 amino acids. The transcript has 4 exons. Lineage: Eukaryota; Viridiplantae; Streptophyta; Magnoliopsida; Rosales; Rosaceae.
CGGGAGGCCAAAACCAUUGUUAACAAUAUAUCAGCGAGAAACCAAAGUGGAAGACGCGUUAAUGGCCCACCCAACAUAAGGCCAUCUCUGUGUAUUCUUCCAGACUUGAACAGUUGAGCAACACUGAGACAUGCCCUUCUUCUUCUUCAGCUCAGAUCUAUUUGGCGACUGCUCCUUUUGACAAUGUCAAGACCCUGGGUACUGGUUUGUCUUCUCCUGCUAAUCGUGUUUACGUCACAGUUAGAAUGGAAGCAGCAAUAUGGGAAUGAUGAGCCAAGUCCAACCCCUUCAAAGAAACAGCAAUAUAUAUCUGAAAGGGAAGAAGCUGUGAAAGAAAAGAUUAUCCUCUCUCAAGAGAAAAAUAUACAGAAACUUAAUGAUCUUGUGCGGAGUCUUCGAGAACAGUUGCUACAAUGUAGAGGUGAAAGUGAGGUUGUCAAUGGCACUGCCACCCCUUUAACCGAACUUCUUUCUGACCUUGAAAGGUCCUUUAAUGCUUGAAUGCCAGAAUGCAACAUCAAACCCUCAUCUCAUCUGGAUCUGUGAAGUUCAUGUCUUAGUCUUUUGACUUUCUACUGAAUAUAUAUGUAUCUGCGGCAGUCACUGGUAGUCAAAAAUGGUGGAUAAAAGCAUGCUGUUGUUCAUUAACCAAGGUUGAAAUGUGUUCCACUAAUUGCAUUUUUUAUUUAUUUAUAAUGUUUCUUUGAACAUCAUAUAACCUAUUACUUCAACACUUUAACAUCAAAUGGAUGGAAAGUAAUUUGAACUUGCAUC